Molecule: messenger RNA, 1980 nt
Organism: Cylindrotheca closterium
Lineage: Eukaryota; Bacillariophyta; Bacillariophyceae; Bacillariales; Bacillariaceae
Source: the annotation of a GenBank genome assembly
AUGGCCGCCAACACAAUUGCAAAGGUCUUUCCUCCCAAGGGCGAUCUCGUCUUGGAACAGUACAAGGCAAAGCACAAGGAUAGCAUUACUGACCCGAAUGGUUUCUGGGAAAAGGCAGCUUAUGAACACUUGGAUUGGUUUGAGCCUUUUGAGGAGGUCUUGGAAGGAAGCUUUGAACAUGGCGACGUCCGUUGGUUUUCUGGCGGUCAACUGAACCUUUCCUACAAUGCUUUGGAUCGUCAAGUCAGAAGUGAGAAGGCCAACGAAAUUGCUCUGGUUUGGGAGGGAGAUGAGCCAGAUGACAUUCGAAAGCUCAGUUAUGCCGAUUUGCUUCGAAAGGUCUGUCAGAUCUCUAAUGCCUUGACUGCAACUGGGGUCAAGAAGGGCGAUGUCGUCACAAUCUACAUGCCUAUGAUUCCUGAGCUUGCCAUGACGAUGUUGGCGUGCUGUCGUAUUGGAGCCAUCCAUUCUGUCGUCUUCGCUGGUUUCUCUGCAGAAGCUCUCGGACAGCGUAUCAGUGCUGCUAAAUCAAAAUUCCUGAUCACGGCUGACAUCGGAAAACGGGGAGGAAAAAGUAUUCCUCUAAAGAAAAUUGUCAACGAUGCUCUUACAAAGGGGGACUGUGAUGAAGUUUGCCAGCAUGUCUUUGUUUGGGAAAGAUUCCACAAGGGAUCGGAAUCUGAACCAACCUUUGAAAUGGGACCCAAGGAUAUCAGAAUGGAUCCUCUCGUGGCGGUCCAACGUCCCUAUUGCCCACCUGCCCGUAUGGAUGCAGAAGACAGUCUUUUCAUUUUGUAUACUUCUGGAUCUACCGGAAUGCCAAAGGGACUUUUGCACAGUACCGGUGGGUAUGCAUUGUAUGCCAAGAUGACGACACAAAUUACUUUCGACUUGCAUCCCGGAGAUUUGUUUGCCUGUGUCGCAGAUUGUGGAUGGAUUACAGGACAUACAUACGUCGUGUACGGGCCUUUGCUGAACGGAAGCACUACGUUUAUGUUCGAAUCAACACCAGUGUACCCCGAUGAAGGACGGUACUGGGAUAUGGUCCAACGCCACAAGAUCACGCAAUUCUACACUGCACCAACUGCUAUUCGUUUGUUGAUGCGAUAUGGAGAUUUAGCUCCCCAAAAGUACGACUUGAGCAGCUUGAAGGUACUUGGUACCGUCGGAGAACCAAUCAAUCCCGAAGCUUGGCGCUGGUAUUACGAAGUUGUUGGAAAGUCACAGUGCUCAAUCGUUGAUACCUAUUGGCAAACUGAAACUGGAGGACAUGUUAUCACAAACCUUCCCGGGGUCACACCAAUGAAGCCCGGUUCUUGCACUCUUCCAUUCUACGGAAUCGAUACCGUCGUCCUUGACCCUCACACUGGAAAGGAGCUUACUGAACCAGACGAUAGUGGAAAUUUUGAGGGUGUCAUGGCAAUCAAGCAGCCUUGGCCAGGAAUGGCCAGAACUUGCCUAGGCGACCACGAACGCUAUAUGACAGUCUACCUCAAACCAUAUCCAGGCUACUAUUUCACUGGAGAUACUGUUUCCCGUGAUAGCGAAGGAUACCAUUUCAUUAUUGGAAGAAUGGAUGAUGUCAUAAAUGUGUCUGGUCACAGGAUUGGUACUGCCGAGGUUGAAAGUGCUUUGGUUGCUCACCCAGCCGUGGCCCAGGCAGCUGUGGUAGGACAACCGCACGACAUUAAGGGACAAGCUAUCUGUGCUUUCUGCAUGUUGACUGUUGGAUAUGAAGAAUCGCCAGAACUAGUCAAGGAGCUGAGAAUGAGUGUUAGAACUGAGAUUGGAGCAUUCUGCACCCCUGACCUCAUUGUUGUCACUCCAAGUUUGCCAAUGACUAGAUCCGGAAAGAUUAUGCGUCGCAUUCUGCGAAAGAUUGUUUGUGGCGAGACUGAUAGUCUAGGAGAUACAAGCACAUUGGCCGAUCCGUCUAUUGUGCAGACUUUGAUAGAUAAGGUCACCAGCCUCAAGAAAUAG